This is a messenger RNA of Momordica charantia (bitter melon), 840 nucleotides long. RefSeq names its product GPI-anchored protein LLG1. NCBI's taxonomy places the organism in Eukaryota, Viridiplantae, Streptophyta, Magnoliopsida, Cucurbitales, Cucurbitaceae. The record is from RefSeq and is a predicted model, not a curated record.
UAAAAAUUACGAAUACAUAUUAAUUCUAAAGGCCAAAUUCAACAGCCUGGCCCUCGCCUUCCCGUCGAAGAAGAAGAAGCUUCUCUCUCUCUCUCUCGCCGGAAAAUAUGGUCUCCGAUCGAUACUUCUGCAACUUCUCACUGCUUCUUCUCUUCUUCCUCUCACUCCUUUUCUCCCCUUCUUCUUUCACUUCCAUUUCAGGUGAUGUGUUUGAAUCUCAGGUUUCGAUCGGUCGGAGCCUCCUCCAGGCUAAAAAAGCUUGUCCUGUGAACUUUGAGUUCUUGAACUACACCAUCAUCACAAGCAGGUGCAAGGGGCCUCAAUACCCUACCGAUCUCUGUUGCCCAGCUUUGACAGAUUUCGCUUGCCCUUACGCCGAGGAACUCAACGACUUAUCUAAUGAUUGCUCUUCAACCAUGUUCAGUUACAUUAACCUGUAUGGAAAAUACCCUCCUGGUCUUUUCUCUAGCGAGUGCCGGGCUGGGAAGGAAGGUCUGCCAUGCCCUGCACAACCGCCCUCCACUUCAUCCGAUCUAAACUGGGGUUCAAUAACAAGUUUCCCAUCUCGUUCGCUGUUCCUCGUGGCUGGAUUCGUACUUCUGUCUUGGCUAUUAUGAUAAGGUCCAAAGAUCCCGCCAUUUUUCACCAUUCUUUCUUCCAAUUUGUUACUAUACUUUUAAAAGUUCAAACUUGCUGAAAAAAAACUGCAAUUCUUUUCUCCUAUGUAUUUAUUAAUGUAUCUACUACCUCCCUAAUAGCUGUGGAAAGUGAGUUCUUAUAUUCAUGAGAUUGGACGGCAAAAGCUUUUAUUUGAGGUUACUGUGUUUUCUAUUUGUCAAA